GUGCUCAGCCAGCUGGAGAAGUCCGGUCAAAGGCCUCGGUGUGUGCCGCUGCUGCUCCUGUUUUCUCUUUUUCUUCUAUUUUCUUUACCUCACCUGUUCCAAUGGACUCCAUGAGGAAAGGGGAAGAGUCUGAUGAGGUGGAGAUUGAUUUGGGGGACUCCAGUGACCCAGAAGAAUCUGAGAAUGAGGAGGAACCGCAGACGCUGUGGAAAGCCCAGCCCUCAAUGGACGAGGAGGAAAACAUUCAUACGUCCACACUGGUGGAAAUCAGUGACACCAAACCUCUGAUUACAGCCCGAGACCCCAGAGGUAUUAACGACUGCCUCAAGGUGAUGUUUGAGGAUGUGAUAGCUGAGCCGGUGUCAGCUCGCAGUGGAGACAGAGUGUGGAUCUGGAGCCACGCCCUGUUUGAGGUGUGCCGGGUUUGGGUUUACAGGAUAGUCUCAGUCCUGUUUGCAGUUCCCAUGUCUGUUCUCUCGGGACUCCUCUUCGCCAUCCUCAGCUGCUUCCACAUUUGGAUGGUCAGUCCCUGUAUCCAGUGUGUCCUUAUCGCUACUCGCUGGCUGCAGAGCUUCUGGAGCGUCGUGCUGCAAACCUUUGUGRCUCCUCUGUUCACGAGUGCUGGGAAAUGUUACAGAGGCUUCAGCAUUCACUUGGCCAAAGAAUGACAUGUUUACACAGGAAUCAACUGCAUUUCCUCAGGACGUGGACACAAACACGCUUCUGCUCACUGAGCAAAGCCAAGAUUUGAUUUUUGAUUCUUUAGUAUUUAAAUCAAAACAAAAUCUUUUUUUUUCAUGAGUGAAGCCACUUUCAUUAACAUUUAACGGAGAAAGCUGCUUGUCCUCUUGAAUGUUUAUAUAAUUUACUCUGAUGCAAUAUUUAACAUUACACAGUCUGAAAUCUCUUUGAUGUUUUUAUUAAAAAUACAGUCCUUUUUUAACUUGGACUUGGAUCUUAUUGUAAUGUCAGCACUCAAGCCAUUUCAUCAGUAUAAUUUAGUAUUACUCAUCGAAUCUUUCAAAAAUACUUGGUUUUACUUUGUAUUCUUGUACUAUCAAUAAUGCUUAAACAUGAAAUUACCCAACCCAAAAAUGGUUUGAUUAGCAAAAGAUUCUUAAUUUGUGAAGAUGUCCUGUGCAGCACAUGCAAURCUACUUUCGUUUUAAUGUCAGAGUUUUAAAUUGCAGUAAAUACUUCAGUACUGUGAAGAAGGAAAACAUCAACAAAUUGUGAUAAUGAUACAAAAAUUUGGUUGAGUGGAUUAAUAAUUAAUAUUAUCGUUAAAAAUAAAAUAUUUCAAUUACAUGCAAUAUAUUAUUCAGUAGUAAAAUUAUUUAUUUAAAGUAAAUAAAAAAAUCUUCUGAAUUACUUUAA
This is a messenger RNA of Austrofundulus limnaeus, 1377 nucleotides long. It is a transcript of the gene cav4a, whose product is annotated as caveolin 4a. The record is from RefSeq and is a predicted model, not a curated record. NCBI's taxonomy places the organism in Eukaryota, Metazoa, Chordata, Actinopteri, Cyprinodontiformes, Rivulidae. Gene Ontology annotation, cellular component: caveola; sarcolemma; focal adhesion. Gene Ontology annotation, molecular function: molecular adaptor activity. The transcript is spliced from 3 exons. Gene Ontology annotation, biological process: cell differentiation; caveola assembly; regulation of cytosolic calcium ion concentration. Bases 102 to 668 code for a protein of 188 amino acids.